This is a messenger RNA of Pomacea canaliculata, 3875 nucleotides long. RefSeq names its product selenoprotein O-like. The record is from RefSeq and is a predicted model, not a curated record. Lineage: Eukaryota; Metazoa; Mollusca; Gastropoda; Architaenioglossa; Ampullariidae.
GCACAGAGUAGUGUCCCUUGUUUCCUCUAACGCGCUGGUCGCUCGUAAACAGCAGCAGAUAAAUCAACACAUUGUAUACAACCUUGUACACGAGGAUUUGUUUUUGCGAUUAAUUUCCGGUUAGAGUUAUAGAAGGUUCAGAAAUUUAACUUCUGCUUUAUUUUUGAAUGUACAAGAAAGCUCGAAUCUUGAUUACAUGUGCAGUAGUGGAUUUGCAUAGUCAUUGUCGAGGUCGCUUCUCGCAUGCUGCUAUCACCUCAAGUCCCUCGGUUAGGAAGAGUUCGCAGAAUUUGCCUUCCAAUGGUUUUCUUCACUUUCCGAAAAUGGCAACCUUAGAAACGCUGAAUUUCGACAACAAGGCACUCAGAGACCUACCUGUUGAUCCUAACGAAGAAAUUCGCGUUCGACAAGUUUCAGGAGCAUGUUUUUCAAAGGUGCAACCAACCCCAGUGAAGAACCCAGAACUGGUAGCAUGUUCCCUGCCAGCACUUCAGCUGCUUGAUGUUGUCCCUUCAGAGACUGAACGGAGUGACAUUGCUGAAUACUUCUCUGGAAAUAAGCUGUUACCAGGCAGUCAGCCAGCUGCUCACUGUUACUGUGGUCACCAGUUUGGUGUCUUUGCUGGACAGCUGGGAGAUGGGGCAGCAAUGUAUCUUGGUGAAAUUGUCAACAAAGCAGGGCAACGUUGGGAAAUUCAGUUAAAAGGAGCUGGCUUUACUCCCUUCUCUCGUACAGCAGAUGGUCGCAAAGUUUUACGGAGCACUAUUCGGGAAUUUCUUUGCAGUGAGGCAAUGCAUCAUCUUGGAAUUCCUACAACCAGAGCAGGCUCAUGUGUGACCUCAGACUCUGUGGUCAUCAGAGACAUUUUUUAUGAUGGGCACCCUAAAGAAGAGCGCUGUUCUGUUGUACUCAGAAUAGCAGAGACUUUCCUUAGGUUUGGCUCUUUUGAGAUCUUUAAGCCUGUAGAUGAAGAGACUGGAAGGCAAGGUCCCAGUGUUGGGCGCACUGACAUUUUGAAACAGCUGCUUAACUAUACUGUUUCUACAUUCUAUCCACAGAUAUGGCAACGACAUCAGAACAUCGAUGACAAGCAAGAAAUGUACAUUGAAAUGUUUCAAGAAGUGUUGAGGCGAACUGCUCGUCUGGCUGCCGAAUGGCAGUGUGUUGGAUUUUGUCAUGGCGUGCUGAACACAGACAAUAUGAGUAUUGUAGGGGUUACCAUUGACUAUGGACCAUUUGGCUUCAUGGACAGAUAUGAUCCUGAUUUUAUCUGCAAUGCAUCAGAUGAUGGCGGUCGCUACUCAUAUAAGAACCAGCCGGAAAUAUGUAAGUGGAAUUGUUUGAAACUUGCGGAGGCCAUUCAGGAUUGUGUACCCUUGUCGCGCACAAAGCCUGAGCUGGAAAUCUUUGAUGAGGAGUUUAAGAGACACUAUAUCAACAAGAUGAGACGGAAGUUGGGUCUUUUGAGAAAGGAGCUACCAGAAGACAUAAAACUUGUGGAAGAACUCCUAAUGACUAUGAAAGAGACAGGCGCUGACUUCACAAAUAGCUUUCGCUGCCUUAGUCAUCUGCCUUUGCCAGGAACCACUUCAUUUAAGGAACGUCAGGAGGAAGUGCUCACCUAUCUGCUGACUCAGUGCAGCACUGUGGAAGAACUGAAAAAGUCCUUCAGACCCAGGAUGGAUCCCAAGCAGCUACAGACUUUGUUUGUCCUCAUGCAGACCAAUCCAUCCCUACUGGCAGUCCUUGGCCGAGGCUUUGGCGCCCUACAGGCAGAACUGGAACGCAUAGAAAAACUGGGGGAACUAGAGGGUGUGACGCAAGAGGUCAAGAAGAGCGAGGACGAGCAGAAGUGGAAAGAAUGGUUAGAAAAAUAUACCGCCAGGCUUCUAAUGGAGACAGAUGGGCUCUGUGAGACACCGUUGGAAUCUGCUGUUGAAGAGCGGGUCAAAGUCAUGAACGCCAACAAUCCCAGAAUCGUGUUGAGAAAUUACAUCACUCAAAGCGCCAUCGACGCCGCAGAAAGGGGAGACUUCAUGGAAGUGAGGCGAGUGCUAAAAAUGCUGGAAAAUCCCUACACGCCGCUUGAUCAAAGCCCCCAUGUUUUGAUGUCACCGGCAGGGGCCGGCGCCGACUCGCUGGCUGUAGGAGCAGAAGCGGCCGCAUCUGACUGUAAAGGAGCAGAGGGCAGCACGGGUCACAGCGGUCACGCCAGUCGCGUGUUGGCGACGUAUGACUGCAAACCUCCUGAUUGGUCACUAGACUUGCGGGUCACGUGAUCAUCGUAAACGUCACCAGCGAGGCCAUGUUGUGGGCGAAAGGGGUAGAGAAUCUGACCAUUCCCCCUUUCUCCCGCGCUGCAGCCGCAACCAUGGAGCUUCUUCAAGAAAACUUGAAUCUGAACCUUGAGAAUCUGCUGAAGUCGGGGACUGGCAGACAAGAACUGUGUAUUACUGCUGACAACAGUCUGCCUUAGAAAUGUUGUCAACUUUUGUGUACAGAGAGACAUCCGUUGUGUCUUUGAAGAAGCUUCGGGCAUCAGGUGCGGCAUGUGCAAAGAUUGGCCUUUGCUUUGGUGACCUUCGUUAUGAAAUGUGUCAAUGGCAGUUGAUGCACCCACAGAUUAGUUUGCAUACUUCAAGGAAGGCAGGAACUGUACACAGAAUCUCUUUUUCCUGUGACGGAGUGCUCUUUUAUUUCCUUUCAUUUUUUGUUUUUUGGUAAUAGAGCGUGAGAGUCAUAAACAUUGAAUGUGUGUGAAUGUAAAUGUGGGUGUGUAUGAGUGUGUGUGUGUGGGUUGGUGGGUAUAAAUGUAUGUGUGUGGGUUGGUGGGUAUAAGUGUGUGUGUGUGGAGUAGGAAGGAGACGAUGAAAGUGAACAUGACUAUGUUCACAAAUCUCUCAGAGCGUUGCUACACUUGUCACAUGGCCUCUCUGCUUCAGUGUUCGCGCUCUUCUUGCGCACGAAAAGAAAGCGAGGCUUUUCCGGCAGCCUCGUCUCCCUCCUGAUCAUCUCUGUGACCGAGAUGUCUUUCUAGGCACGUAGUUGUCUUUUGUCAUACAUACAAGUUCAUGCAUCUCGUGAUUUAAUCUGUCUUGUGACAUGGCUACCUUUUUGUCUCUUGGGACGUAUCUAGUUCUUGGCUUCAAGUGACCUGGAUAUAUCUUUUUAAAAAAAAAAACUAUAUGCGCGUUUCCUGUGGCUUAGACACUUCUCUGUGUAUCUUCUGACUCAGCUGUCUGUGUUUUUGGCCCAGAAAAAAACCUCUUUGCGUUUUGUGACAGUGUCAGAGACUUCAUGUCUCUGUUUCUUGUGGCCUAUCUAUAUGACUUCUGACCUCGCUAUCUCUGUCGUGUUCUCCUUGUAUCUUUGAUAUGUGCCUUAUUUCAUUCUGGCGCUUGAUGUAGCUAUCAUUUUAGCAAAACAACAAACAUAACUGUCAUUUAGGCAAGUUUGAUCAGCGCUUUUAGUGCCUUGCAAUGCAGCUGUUACAGCACUGCUCGGCGUCCUGUACCUUCCAACAUCAUGCAAACUAACCUGUCAGGUGCUUAUGAUGACGAAGCUCAAACUCUCUUGAGGGGCUGUUAGUCGGAUGAGAAACUGCCUUGUCAUGUUCUUGUUGGUUUCUUUAGACUCCAUCUUUUACCAACCGUUUGUAUAAACAUCGGGUCUUGUAUAUUUUAAUAAUCAUGUAAGUUGUACAAGAAAGUUUUAAGGACAUAUUCUGUUAACGAAGUGAAUAAGUCUUCAAGAUGAAGGAUGUAUAUGGAUAGAAAUGAUACAUUUUCUGAAGUCUUGUUAAGCAAGGUAGCCAAGAAAGAAAAUAGACAUGAAGAAGAAAAGAUGUAAUAAGAAAAUAAAAGAAAGAGAGCGCU